Pygocentrus nattereri (red-bellied piranha) is the source of this 9324-nucleotide messenger RNA. RefSeq names its product BAH domain and coiled-coil containing 1b (gene bahcc1b). The record is from RefSeq and is a predicted model, not a curated record. Gene Ontology annotation, molecular function: chromatin binding. NCBI's taxonomy places the organism in Eukaryota, Metazoa, Chordata, Actinopteri, Characiformes, Serrasalmidae.
AGCCUCAGCCUGGAUGGUCGAGGCUUCGCUUCAGUACGGCGCAUCAGCGAACUUCUGCCGCACACACUGCACUCAGCAGACUAGGAUGUAACCGUUUCCAUGCUUUUUUAAUAUUAUUAUUAUUUUUAUUUUUUAAAGAAUCUGCCUGUGCUUUCUUUCACGCAUUUUUUACACUAUGUUUUUUAACAAUUUAUUGUUAUGCAAGGAAUAACUUACCAAAACUAUGAGCGGGCCGCACUGCUUUUCCGGCCGUCAGAGCAAAAGCCGUGCUGAAUGCGAGAGCUAGACGCAGCUCCUAACGGGAUUAUAGCAGCAGCUCGGCCUUCUGCCUGCCCCCCUUUGGAUUUGGGAUUUAUCCGGCGCUGCUGUGGGAUGGAGGGCCGGGAUUUCGCUCCUCCGCCGCAUGUGCUGGCUGAGCGCAGUCCGCUGCUGCACCGCGCCGCCGCACACAGCACCCCGCAGCACCCCGGCCACUUCCAGCCUGGAAAAUACUACCCCCCUCACCUCCCUGUGCCUCCACACUCAGGCACUGGACUGAUGGGAAACUCCUCAGCCUCCUUCAUGGGUACUUUCCUGGCCAGCAGUCUGGGUUCACCCCCUUCUCACCCCUCUGGACCCCCCUCCUCCCCCUCUUCCCCACCAUACCGCAACGGGCCGCACUCUAGCGCCCCCUCACAGCUCUGGUUCCCACACCCACAUGAAGCCCCAGGGUAUUCCCGCUUUUCUGGGAGUCUGGCCCCCACCUUUCUACCCAUGAGUCCCCUAGAUCACCAUGGAAACAGCAGUGUUCUCUAUGGACAGCAUCGCUUCUAUGACACUUCGAAAGAUUUCUAUAUCAGAAGCCUAUCAUCGCAACCCCACCUCCUGUCCACCAAUCACAGCCUUCCACCACUGACUCGGACCACCUCCAGCCACCCCCUGGGCUCGUGUAGCCGGGAGCGAGAACCUGGAACAGGAGGGUCCACCCAGAAAAGCUCCAAAGAGCCAGAUGUAGCAGAGCGAGGCAUGUCAGCUGGAGGAAAAGAGAAAGAACGAAGUAAACAGGAAGUGAAGGAGCGUCAGCAACAUGGCUCACCUUCACCAGUACCACACCAACAUCAACACCAGCACCUCCACACUCACCAUCAUCCGCAGCUUCACUCCUUAGCAUCAGAGGACAACCCCCGACACAAAGAUGACCCCAAGCACCUCAGUGCCUGUCUCUUGACCACAAAGACCCAUAAUGGCUCUGAGCCAGGGACAGUAGCCAGAGGCUCCCUGCCCAGCUGUGUGGGGCCAGGGGCCUCGAUCUUAGGGACUGGUCGACAACGGAGUGGGGGUAACUUCUGUUGCAAAGAGGGAGUGAGUGGCGAAAUGCGCGUUUGUGAGCCUUCAUCAGACUGCCUGCGCCACAGUACCAUGCUAGGUCAUACCCAUCCAAUGCCCUACUCUAUGCCCCCUCCUCUUGGCUUAGGCUCAGCAGUUGGAGGAUCAUGGCUGCACCCUACUCACCCCCACCACCACCAUCCACAUCACCCUCAUCCUGACCUAUAUUGUCCCCCACCCCCUGCCCCACUCACCAUGUCCUCUAGUCAGGAGAAGGGCCUAGCCCCAGGUGCAGGAAGGGACCCAAAAGUGACAGGACCUACCUUUGUACCCUCUGUGGGGCCUUUGGGGGACAAAACUAGUGGGCCCUUCCAACUGGGUAACCCCCACUGUCGAGGUGCAAGGGGAGGAAUGGUUGGAGACGGGGAAGGAGUGUCCAGGGCUAAAGGUCCAGAAAAGACAAGUAAUGGCAGUAGAAUAGCUCCUCCUCCUGCACCUCCCCUCCCACCACCUAGUACCUGCCAAAGAAAACCUUCACAUCAACAGCAGCAUGCAUAUGGAAAAGCAGACAAGGGCCCAGACUGGUCCAUAGGCCCCCAUCCUACUUAUAUACUGCAGCAGUCACAGCACAGUCAUAAUCACCAGCCACAUUCAAAUCCACCAACUCGUUCUUGCAGUCUGGGGGCCACCGAUAAUUCUUCUGAGACUGAUACUUAUCGGCCCUCUUUACCUCAGGGGGCCAAGGAAGGCUGCCAGACUAAAAGCAACCCUUAUGCCAGCACUCCACCUUUCCGGGACUUUUCUCACUCAGGUCCUCCUCACAGGGUUCUGCCUGAAAGCAAGGCCAGUGGUGAGAGUGGGUGUGCACUCCAGCGGGACAGCCAGAGGAUUGCUAGGAUACAUCAUCAGCAGCAUAGCAACAGGCUCGGAACCAAUGAACAGGACCUAGAACUUGGUUCGAGCAGUGGUUCUCAAGACAAGAGGAAGUCAGAGGCAGAGAUGGUGGCAUACAGUGGACAUCAGGCAGGGACUUUGUCAUCGUGGGAGGUACAUCAGGUUCAUCCUGACAAUGAGCGACGCAAGGUUUGCGAUUCUAGUGCCCAGGGCAUAUCAGGUGAUCAUGGGCAUCCUCCCUUCCCUGCCUACCAGGAGCCUUCUCUUGGUCCUCAGGGGCCAGAGAACAGUGCCAUGAAGAACUUGAUGAAGUACAGCAGCCAACAACCACUCCUGCUGUCCCAGAAGAGCCCAUUUGGUGGCCUGGGCACCUUGAAACAGGGGACGGCAAAUGGAGACAUGAGAAAUGAGAGGAAUGGAGGGAGUACAAGCUGUGCCCAACAGGAGGGCAAGCAAACGUUGCCUUCAAGGAGAGCCUCCUCAUCCUCUGGGGAGAGUGAGCGCUCAGAGCGGGUGGGCCGGGAUUCAGGGGAAGUGCAGAGGGAGGGGGAGGUGCGGCAGCCCCCCGUGGGCAUCGCUAUGGCAGUCGCAAGGCAGAGAGAGCCACUGUGCCGCCCACCAGACGGACAUGCCAUCCACAGCCGCCACGGCAGAGUGCUGCCCAGCAUGAAGGAGGUUGGACGCAGCAUGUAUCCACUGGAGCAGGAGGUGGAGGAGGAAAGGAAGAGGGUGCGUGAAGAGCAGCUGGCUCUGCCUCCACUGGACAGAGAAAGAGAAAUCCUCCUCAGGGAAAAUAAGGACAGAGUUGAGUUUGCCAGGAUCCACCCCUCAAGCAGUUGCCAUGGAGAUCUGACCUCUCACCUCAUCGUGCCAGGUGGCAGCCAAUUAGGAACGGAUCCUCCUGCGCAUGCUCACCCAGCUCAUCAUUGGAUGCCUCGGACAGGAAGUCCCUCCCUCUGGAUGGGCCACUCAUACAGUCUAAGUCAUGCUGCUCUGCACCAGAACCUUCCUCCUGGCUUUUCUGCUGCCUUGCCCAGCCCCCUGCAGCCUGUCCUUUCUCUGCCCCAGGACCCCUCUGCUGCCCUGGUGGUCCUGCCCACUGAACCAGCUGCCCACCCUGCCACUCAUCACCUAGAUGUGAUGGAGCAGCAGGGACUCUGGCCCCCUGUGUAUGGGCCUCGAGGGCCCACCUCACACAUGCAGCAUCCCUCUGUCUACUCCCGCCAGUUUCUACGGCAACAGGAGCUCUACGUGCUCCAGCAGCAUCAGCACCAGCAACAUCACAGAGCAGCUCAGGCAAUGGAGCUGGCACAUAGGCACACACAUUCUCAGAGGAAACCUGAGGACCCUCCCAUUGAUCUGGAUGAAGGUUUGCCUGAGCCUCGGACCCCUAAACCAACUAAGCCCUUCUCCUUCAGCUCCUCUAGUAAACCUCUACGCUCUUCCUCUUCUCCAGGGGGCUGUGCCUCCCGCCUCUCGCCCUGCUGCCAUUCGCCCGCCCCACGGCCCCAUCCCAAGAGCACCCCAUGCACCCCCUGUCCGGAGCCUAGUCCAGCUGUAGCAGCCCCACAUUCCCCUGCCCUCAGCCCCCACUCCACCCCAAAUCACCUCCCCAAAGCAGCAGAGUCCCAGGACAAGAGAGGAGAGGGCCAACCACUGCAGGACUACCCUCAGUCUCUUGAACCUGAUCUCCCACCUGGCUAUACUUAUCCUGCCAUCGCCAUUGGUUACAAGGCUGGUCCCUCUCCUCAAGAGGUCCAGUUGGCUGAGCAUGCUGACCUGGAAGCAGAGCAAGCAGAGCCUGCUGAACCUGCACCUCAACCCCUCCCGCUCUCCACGAUGGGGGCGGAGCCUGUGUGCCAGGCACUAGAAUCUCCUACUAUAACCACCCAGGUGGAGGUUCAUGGGGAGAGGGUCCAAAGUGGGGUAAUGGUGACGAAGGUAGAGGAUAAGGUGGAUGAGAGGCAUAAGGGGGUUACCUGUGCUUCUGUCUCUCCUUGUCCAGCCUCAUGCCAACAUCCAUCUGGCUCCCCCUGUCCAGUUCCUGAACCCUUGGUGGAGGACACAGCUAAUGUACCUUCCCAUGACAGUGUUAUAGAGGCCCAAGGUCCUGCUGAGGAUGUCAAAAUACAGGGGGAAGGGUUUGCAAUACCUCCUUGGGAUUCUAUCACCACUUCACAGGAUUUCCAGACUAUGGAGGGUACCAAGGUAGCAAAGAUCCCAAUGGAGGAUGACCAAGAUAGGACUGCUGAGGAAGGUUGUGCUUCACCUGCUGAUUCAGUAGAGCUCCAGGAAGUCAGCCAGUUUUCAUCACCUUCUUCUCCCUGCCCAGAGAUUUCUUCUUUGGGUAACCAGUAUCCAGGCUCAUGCAUCUGGAGUCUGGAGCUUUUGAUCGCUGCAGCCCUGUGUGCCACACGAGAUGCUCAAAUGGCUUCUUCUGUGACGAUUCCUUCCCCAGUAGUGCCCCUCCAUCAUGGCAUGGAGCUUCUGAGUGAACUCGCUGACCUGGAGAGGCGACAGCAAGAGAAGAGCACCGACAAGGAAAGUGAAGGAGAAGAAAGGCUUACGUUUGACCUGGAGAGUUUGGCGACCCUGGCAGCUGCACGAGCGCUGGAGCUGACUCCACCCAUCACCAACCUAGCCCCGCCCCUGCGCCGAACGCUCAACCUGCGCAAGAAGUGCAAAUGGACACCACGCCACGAACCGGUAUGUCCAGUGAAGAGCAUCAUGGAGACACUGGACAGAGAGGAGUUAGCGAUGAGAGUGCGUCUGGCCGAGCUGCAGCGGCGCUAUAAGGAGAAACAGAAAGAGCUGGCCAAGCUACAGAGAAAACAUGACCACCAAAAAGAGGAUACGUCGAGAAGCCCAGCCCGUCGAGGCCCGGGUAGGCCACGGAAACGCAAGCCCACCCCAGGACCCCCUGCCCCUACAGAUACCCUCAAGAGAGUCAAGUCGGCGGGAGCAGGGCCCGGCCUGCUGGCUGCGGAUGAGGACAUGGCUGGAGGUGGGGACAAACACAGGAAGAGGAAAAAGAUGGCCAAUAGCACUUACCACCACAUCAACGGCACACAGGCUCCCUGCAGACAGAGAGGCAGGCCAAGACUGCUGAGCUCCAAGCAGAAAGCCAAAGCUAAGCGUGGUUCCAGAGUGGAGAGCAUGCUGUGUCACAGAGAGAAGGCUUCUUGUGGCCCUUCUGCAGAGAAUACCCAUAACAACAAGACUGGAGGCCAGAGUGACACAGGGAGUACUGAGACAGGAGUCAGUCAGAAUUUAGAGAGUCAGCGGAUAAUGAUGCGAAGAGGACAGAAGGCAAAGGUCACCCUGGGUCUGGCGUCAUCUCACCUGCAGCCUCAAGCGCAGCAAAUGCUGCCCAACGCGGCCUUGUCCAGCAGCAUGCAGGAGACGACAGCGAAGGACAUCUCUCCUUUGGACAGCGAGGUGUCCGAGCCAGAGGAGGAAGAUGAUGGCGUCUAUGACAGCGAAGAAGUGCCAGAGGACAUCAAGAAUCUAUCUUCUAAAGAGCAGCUGUCCGGAGCUGGCGGUCCCUCCUCAUUCUCCACAGUCGAGCCGGAAGCUGGUCAGAAAGUCAAGAGCAAGAAGGAGAGACAAGGCCUUGGGUCUGCGAAUAUGAGACAUGCCAAGAGGGAGGUGAAGAACAGAAGGAAGGCCCCCUGUAGGCCAGCACUAGUCAGUGCAGAGAGGAAUAAUUUACAGGUGAAGAAGAGACCAAGCGGGCUCAGGUGGAGAGAAGGUUCACAAGAGAGCAGCAUUUAUCCUAAUAGCGUGCUAAAAUCCAUGCCUUGUCAACUGGAGAGGACAACUAGGAAGGGUGCCAUAGUCCUUGGAAAGAGGAGAAACUGUUGGCUAGAAACUGUGCCAUCUCAAAGUGAUGCCAUCAUCUGGAACCGAAAGAUCAAAAACCAACAGACCAAAGGGCGAGCCAUGAGCCAGCUGCUAGAGAGCUUCACUGCAGACGAGGGAUUCCACAUGGAUGAUGAUAGCAGCUUCUCAGAAGGAGAGGAGGAGGAAGAAGAGGAAAGGCAUGAAAAUAGGAACAUAGUGGCAGCUCUGCCCAACUGCAUCCUGACCAAAGAGGCUUUGCGGGAUGGGCUGAAAGUGCUGAUCUCUAAGGAGGACGAGCUGCUGUAUGCUGCCUACGUGCAUACACUGGACCUGCCUGACAUCUACAGCAUUGUCAUUGAAGGUGAGAGAGGAAACAGGCCAAGGAUCUACUCUCUGGAACAGCUGCUUCAGGAAGCGGUUUUAGAUGUGCGACUGGAGACAGUGGAGGCUCUUACUGAUGGAACAAGAGUGUGUGCAUAUUGGAGUGAACGUUCCAGGUGUCUGUAUCCUGGUUAUGUCCGGAGAGGUGGCCCUGGAGAGGAGCAGAAGGAAGGCUCUGUCAUGGUGGAGUUUGAUGAUGGAGAUCGAGGUUGGAUAUCUCUGCAUAACAUUCGCCUUCUUCCCCCUGGCUACCAAAUAUACUGUGCAGAGCCAUCUCCAGCCCUCCUGACCUCUCCAACUCGCAGAAGACGAAAGAGCUCCACUCAGGAGAAAAGUGCUCAGCAGAGUGUUAUAUCUUCAGAGUGGCAUGGCAACACAGAACCUGGAAAGACUAUCGUCAUGACAAAGCCAGGAAGAACCAAAUCAGUCAGUUUGUCAACAAAGAAAUGUCUGUCUGAGAAUGUGACUGGGAGUGCCUCCUCUCUUCUCACAUGGCCAGCAGUUGCCAUGUCCAAAAAGAAACCUUCCUUGGAUUUGUUCCAGUUCAAUGGGCUGUCCAAGAGAACUCUGAGAGAAAAGGAGACCGACAUGCUUGGCCCCUUGGUCGGCUCCACCAUGGCCACACCAGUGAAAGGUAUCUUCAGCACGUCCUUUGAAGUUGAUUCCUUUAGUAGCAUUGCUAAUGGUUACACUUCCUUUGGUAACCAGCAACCAUCAUCUGGGUUAUCCCUUGGUCAUAAAAGCACCUCAAACGCUCGGGGGAAGAGGACAGGAGACAGGAGAGAGUACCUGGUCAAACUGGACCAUGAAGGAGUUACCUCCCCAAAGACAAAGAAUGGAAAAGCACUCAUGCUUCUUGGAAGUGCAGAAUUUGAAACUAGAGCAGGGAGAAUAGAAAAGGUCUCUGGGAACAAAGGUAUGGUAGAACUGACCUCUCAGAUGGACUAUUCCCAACCAAUGCUACUUGUAAAAGAUACCAAGAGGAAUGGCAGCCACAUUCUCAAGGGUUCAUCUGGCAUGCAGAAGCAAUCUCAGGGUCUAGUUCUUGGCGAGUAUACAGAUUAUGGGUUGAACUGCCAUACUGAUUGCCUCAGCUCCUACUCAGACAUGGAUGAAGAUGAAGAAGAGGAAGAAGAUGCUAGAAGAGCAGCAUUGCGCAACACUGGCCGUUUUCUGUCUCGUCUUUCUGUCUCCUCCUCAUCCUCAGGUUCCUCUAGCUCAUCAAGUUCAGGCUCGCUGUCCAGUUCUAGUGUCUGCUCCUCUGACAAUGACUCAUCUUACAGCUCAGAUGAAGAGGAGGCAUCUCAACUUCUCCUGCAGGGUUGCAUGUCCUCCCGUCAUGCAGUCCUCCAACAGCAGCAGCUCCAAGAGUCACCAACUGCCCUGCCACAUCAUGCAUUUAGUGCUAAAGCCAUGCAUGUCAACAGCCCAAAGGCCAUGGUCAACAAUGGUACAAGCAAGCAUCAAAAGAGAAAAGAUAUCCCCAGCAACUCGUCUACAGCACAAUCCAAAUCCUCCAAGGACUUUCCAAAAAAACAGAAGAUGUCUUCUUCAGACAGACCACCAAAUUCAUCUUCAUUUUUGCCAGCACGUCAGCUAUGGAGGUGGUCUGGGAACCCUACUCAGAGACGAGGCUUAAAGGGAAAGGCUCGGAAACUCUUCUACAAGGCAAUUGUACGGGGAAAAGACACGAUCAGAGUGGGCGACUGUGCAGUGUUUCUAUCUUCUGGCCGGCCUCAUCUCCCCUAUAUUGGCCGCAUUGAGAGCCUGUGGGAAUCCUGGGCAAGCAAUAUGGUCGUAAAGGUGAAGUGGUUCUACCACCCAGAAGAAACUAAACUGGGCAAACGGCACCAGGAUGGCAAGCACGCCCUGUACCAGUCUUGUCACGAGGAUGAAAUGACGUCCAGACCAUUUUCCCAUAAGUGCCAGGUAGUUAGCCGUGCUGAAUAUGAGCGCCUCAGCCACAUGAGGAAGCCCAACAACCACAGCCAGGACCUGUACUACCUGGCUGGAACAUAUGAUCCCACUACUGGGCAGCUGGUCACAGCUGAAGGAGUAUCAAUCAUCUGCUAGCAUUCUGUCUUAUGGAUGUACUACUGAGAAAUCUUGCCUCCUUGGAGGAGGUUCCUGAAAGGGCUGACAAUCGAUUUUUACUGUGCUCAGAAUGGUUUCAGAUCAAGCCCCGUAAUUGGACACUAAACUGGCACUCCAUGCAAUGGGAGUUAGAGUUGCUGGCAAUUGUCUUUGCUGCAGCACCUCACUCAUCUUGGCUUUUGUAGUCAGAACUUCAUAGAGUAAUAGGUCCUUAAUGGGUGACAACUGGGGGAUGACACCCUACAGACUCAACAGCCAAGGAAUGAUAUUUUAGUUCUCAGUGAAAAUGAGGCACUGGACGUAUUCUAAGUGGUAUAUUUAUACUGAACGUCUUGAGGCAGAUGUGAAACGCAGAUUCACUCUUCUGGAAACCCUGAAUAGAGCUGUAUUAUCUUACACUGGUCAUCGUAAUCAACUUUACUUCACGAGGACUUUUGUAUCUCAACUGGACCAAAACUGUGGCAUAAUGUAUGUUUGUGUAUGAGUGUGUGUAUGAGAGUGUGUGAGAGUGUGUAUGCAGGUGCAUGUGUACACACUCACAAAGACAUGAAGCUGGGUGUCACCCUGAAGACUCAAAACCCUUCAUGGCACUUCAAGUCAAGAUUGCCACUGUCCUCGGUGCACAGCCCAGUCUAUUGACGUGUUCUGGGCAUCCAGGGAUUUUCCAGAGAUUUUUUAAUGCCCAGAUAACUAAACAUUAAAAUAAUUUUAAGUUAAUUUUUUUUCCAAUCAAGCCAUACACUUCAGUACCUCUUGCUUACUGUAUCCUCUUAUUCAGGUGUAUAGUUGUAAAAUUGUUUUAUUUGA